Molecule: messenger RNA, 1263 nt
Organism: Ordospora pajunii
Lineage: Eukaryota; Fungi; Microsporidia; Ordosporidae
Product: kinesin motor protein
Exons: 1
Coding region: 1-1263 (420 amino acids)
Biological process (GO): microtubule-based movement
Cellular component (GO): kinesin complex; microtubule
Molecular function (GO): microtubule binding; ATP hydrolysis activity; ATP binding
Source: RefSeq, a predicted model, not a curated record
AUGGCCGAGAAUGUCAGGACGUAUCUAAGAAUCAAGCCGCAGGCGAUUCCAGAUGGCAUUACUGCAACUCGAGACACAAUAAAGAUAGAUGGGAGCGAGUUUUGCUUUGAUAGGAUUUUUAGGAAUUCAACGCAGCAAGAGGUUUUCCAGGAAAUUUCGAAAAGCUUGCUUGUAGAGUGCAUGCAGGGAUACAACUGCACGUUGUUUGCAUAUGGGCAGACAGGAAGCGGAAAGACAUACACCAUCCAGGGAAAUGAUCACAACAUGGGGAUAGUGCAACGAUCGCUGGACUUUCUACACAGACACACAGGGCUUAAGGUGUCGCUAUCUUUUGUUGAGAUAUACAAUGAGAUGAUGCUUGACCUGCUUGAUCCAAAUGCCACGCUAUCAAUAAGGGAGGAUCCAUGUGCUGGGGUUGUUGUUGACAACCUGACUGUUGUGGAGUCAAGCAGCUAUGACGAAAGUAUGGAACUGUACAUGCGCGGGCUGAAGAUAAGGAAGAUUUCGUCGACGGCGAUGAAUAAGGAAAGCAGCAGGAGCCACUGUGUUCUGAUGGUGUAUCUCUGUAAUGAGUGUGAUAUUGUGCACAGGGCGUCGAGGCUGUGCUUUGUUGAUCUUGCAGGGUCUGAGAGGCUGCGGGAAAGGGAGAUUGAAGAGUUGCGGAUGAAGGAGGCGAUGAACAUCAACAAGUCGUUGCUGUGUCUUGGAAAGGUAAUAAACAAGCUGAGUGGCGAUGCAGACGGGCAUAUAGGAUACAGAGAGUCGAAGCUUACGUUUCUUCUGAAAGACUCACUUGGUGGAAACUGCAAGUUGACUGUUAUUGGGAAUGUUUCUCUGGAGAAUAGAAGCGAUAGUGUUGGAACGAUGAACUUUCUUCGAAGGUCUCGAAUGAUUAAGAACCCAGCAACUGUGAACUCUGAUGUAAAUGGAGAGCUGGAGGAUGUAAAAAGUAAGCUGAAGGAGCUGGAUGUGGAGAACCAGAGCCUGAAGGCACAGAUAGCGUUGAUGGAUAUUCGGCCAUGCUCGAUGCCAGCUGGAAUGCUGAAUCUGCAGUAUGAGGUAAAUGAGAUGAGCAAGGUUGUUGAUGAUGCAAUACGUGAUCUGGUGUGUCUGGAGCGAGAGGUGGGCAAGAUAUCUCAGCAUGACUUUGAUGUGAAUAGAAAGCUUCUGCUUGAUAUACACGAAUACUUUGUAAGCAUGUCAGACAGCAGGAGACGCCAGGCUGGGCUGAUGAUGAAGCGGAAAGGAGCUGAUGAGGACUAA